UUAAAUGAUACUCCGGAGAGUCUUAAUCAAUGUUGGAAAGAAGGAGAAAAAUGAACACAUCAAAAAAUAAUUAUAAUGAAAAUUAUAUGUGUUGGAUACUCUAAAACUGGAACUAAGUCAAUGACAAAAGCACUAACUGAAUUAGGUUUUGUCGUUCACGACUUUGAACAACAUUAUGAUAUCAACUUAGAAAACUACAUAACACUUUUAAAAGACGAAGAGCAUGAAGGUUUGUUAAAAGAAAUGUAUGAAACAGUAGAUGCAGUUAUUGCAUUCCCUUCUUAUAUUAUUUGGCAAAAAAUAUUCAAAGCUUUUCCUGAUUCGAAAGUUAUACUAACAACAAGAGAAAAUUACGAAGUUUGGUUCAAAUCAUUUGAAAAGACGCAUAGUUUAAUGGAAGAAUCAAGAAGUAAAAAAUACCUUCGGUCGUUACUGAGUUCCACAUGGUCGAAUAUACAUUUAAUGGAAGAACUAGCUUUUAAUAAAAUUUUUCCGCAAAAUAUGUCAACUACUCUUAAUAAAGAGAACUGGAUUAACAGCAUUCGACUUCAUGAAGCGAGCGUUAAACAACUUGUUCCAAAAGACCAAUUGUUGGUUUACAAAGUCGGAGAAGGCUGGGAAAGAUUGUGUAAAUUUUUGAACAAAAGUAUUCCCGUGACCCAAUUUCCAAAAGAAAAUAUUACAGAAGGAAAUAAUGUUCCAAUUGUUGCAAAAUCUAAAACAUUUAAGGUGUUUCAAAUGGCGGAUAAAGAGUUUUGGAGAUCAUGUUUGUUGUUUCAUGUAGUUAUAUCAUUGUGUUGUGGAAUUGGAUUUAUCUUUGUAAUGAACAUUAAAAAUUUCAAUGAUAAAUCAAUUAUGAAUAUUGAUGGGUACAACUGCUACAAUAAAAACAGACCGUUUGGUGAAAAUGGUGGAAGAGUAGUGAUUUAUGCAAAAUCAACAUUUAUCACAACAAGUGUUAGUCAUUUAGCAUUAUGUGACAAUGGAAUAGAGCAGAUAUGGUGUAGUUUGACCAACGGAUCAAAACAUUUAUUAAUUGGAUGUAUUUACAGACCACCAAGUUGUCCAGAAGGCUUAAACACUAAAAUUAACUCAGUGCUUGGAACAGCCAAAGGUCUAGUAGACCAAAAUAAAAAUUCACUGGAUAACUGCAAAAGGAUUAGAGACGUAGAAAUAGGCGCACCACUUGGACCAAUUGAAAAAGCACAUUAUGUAAUUCAAUUCAAAUAUGACAUGCAAGAUGCUGACACAAUCCCUAUACAACUUAAUAGUAAAGAUAUAAAUUACCAAAGAGGAGACUAUGAAAAAAUAAAUCUUGGUUUUAAUUUAAUAAAUUGGUAUGAUUUAUUCAAGGAUUUAAACGUGGAUCAUUGCUACAGUGCUUUCGUACAAAAAUAUAAUGAGUUGAUUGAAUUGAAUAUUCCUAAAAAAAGAGCCAGGUAUGAUCAAAAAGUUAAAAAAGACUCAUGCAUAACAGACGAAAUUAAAGCAUUAAUACUUCAGCAAAAAAUGAUUUCUUUGGAUGUCAACAAAGCAUGUGGUAGUGAUGGUAUUAAUCCUUACAAUGGAAAUACAACAGAGCCGCUUAGCUACAGACCCGUAUCAUUAACAUCUAUACCAUGCAAAGUUAUGGAAGCUUUUAUAAAAGAAGCGAUAAUGACUCAUCUGAUGGAAAAUAAAUUGCUAUCAAAAAAUCAACAUGGCUUCGUAAAAAAUAAAGCCUGUGUAACAAAUUUGCUAGAAACAUUAGACAUUUUAAUAGCAAACAUGAGUGACAGUUUAGCGGUAGAUAUGAUUUAUAUGGAUUUUGCCAAAGCCUUUGAUAAGAUUCCACAUAAAAGACUGUUGAAAAAGUGUGAAACAUAUGGUAUCAAGGGUGUACUAAAUGACUUGAUAUCGUCUUUUUUAAAAGAAAGAAGGCAAAGAGUUGUGAUGGGUGUAAACGUGUCUCCAUGGCUUGAGAUUUUUAGUGGUGUGCCUCAAGGCUCUGUGCUUGGUGCUUUGUUAUUCUUGAUAUUCGUAAAUGAUCUACCAUCAAUUAUUAACUCCAAUUGCAAAUUAUAUGCAGAUGACAGUAAACUAAUUAAAGUUAUAAAAAAUGUUGAAGAUCAUGAGUCUUUGCAGAAUGACAUUAAUGAAUUUACAUUUAUAAAUCUUUUUUUAAAGAAAAUUAGCAAAACAACUAUUAUAAUGAAAAUUAUAUGUGUUGGAUACUCUAAAACUGGAACUAAGUCAAUGGCAAAAGCACUAACGGAAUUAGGUUUUAUCGUUCACGACUUCGAAGAACAUUAUAAUAUCAACUUAGAAAACUACAUAACACUUUUAAAAGACAAAGAACAUAAAGGUUUGUUAAAAGAAAUGUAUGAAACAGUAGAUGCGGUUAUUGCAUUCCCUUCUUAUAUUAUUUGGCAAAAAAUAUUCAAAGCUUUUCCUGAUUCGAAAGUUAUACUGACAACAAGAGAAAAUCACGAGGUUUGGUUCAAUUCAUUUGAAAAGACGCAUAAUUUAAUGGAAAAAUCAAGAAGUAAAAAAUUCUUUCGGUCGUUACUGAGUUCCACAUGGUCGAAUAUAUAUUAUAUGGAAGAACUAGCUUUUAACAAAAUUUUCCCUCAAAACAUGUCAACCGCUCUUAAUAAAGAGAACUGGAUUAACAGCAUUCGAGUUCAUGAAGCGACUGUCAAACAUCUUGUUCCAAAAGACCAAUUGUUGGUUUACAAAGUCGGAGAAGGCUGGGAAAGAUUGUGUCAAUUUUUGAACAAAAGUAUUCCCGUCACCCAUUUUCCAAAAGAAAAUAUUACAGAAGGAAAUAAUGUGCCAUUUGUUACAAAAUCCAAAACAUUUAAGGUGUUUAAAAAGGCGGAUAACGAGUUUAGGAGGUCAUGUUUGUUGUUUUAUGUUAUUAUGACCUUGUGCUGCGGUAUUGGAUUUUUAUUUGUAAUGAAAAUUAAAAAUUAGUAAAAUACAAAUUCCAUUGUGUAACAA
Messenger RNA from Hydra vulgaris (swiftwater hydra), 2982 nucleotides. The record is from RefSeq and is a predicted model, not a curated record. Lineage: Eukaryota; Metazoa; Cnidaria; Hydrozoa; Anthoathecata; Hydridae.